This is a messenger RNA of Sphaeroforma arctica JP610, 192 nucleotides long. RefSeq lists its product as hypothetical. NCBI's taxonomy places the organism in Eukaryota, Ichthyosporea, Ichthyophonida. Gene Ontology annotation, cellular component: cytoplasm; nucleus. The annotation marks the transcript as partial. Gene Ontology annotation, molecular function: ATP binding; cyclin-dependent protein serine/threonine kinase activity. Gene Ontology annotation, biological process: protein phosphorylation. The record is from RefSeq and is a predicted model, not a curated record. The transcript has a single exon.
UACCAACGGUGAGUUAAAACUGGCGGACUUCGGUCUGGCGCGAGCCACGGGACUGCCCAUAAAGACCUUCUCCAAUGAAGUGGUGACACUGUGGUAUAGGCCUCCAGAUGUGCUGUUGGGAUCAGUGAACUACGACACGUCUAUAGAUAUGUGGUCGGCGGGUUGUAUUCUGGCGGAAUUGAUCUCUGGAAG